AUGAUCCUAUCUACCAAAUGGCUACUGGCCAGCUCCUUGGCGGGACUUGCAGCAGCCCAAUACUUCCCACCUACUCCAGAGGGUCUGAAAGUCGUCAAAUCCAAGCAUGAAGAAGGGGUCAAAAUAUCAUACAAAGAGCCAGGAAUCUGUGAAACAACUCCAGGGGUCAAAUCUUACUCCGGCUACGUUCAUUUACCUCCCGGCACGCUGGAAGAUGUACAAGUUGAUCAGCCAUACCCUAUCAACACUUUCUUCUGGUUCUUCGAGGCUCGCCAUAAUCCCAAAAAUGCGCCGCUGUCCAUUUGGAUGAAUGGAGGUCCUGGUAGCUCAUCCCUGAUCGGUCUCCUGCAGGAGAAUGGUCCCUGUAUCGUCAAGGCUGAUUCUAAUUCGACCGAACUCAACCCCUGGUCCUGGAACAACUAUGUCAACAUGCUGUACAUCGAUCAGCCCAAUCAGGUUGGCUUCAGCUAUGACACUCCCACAAAUGGUACUUUCGACCAAAUCAAAUCGGGCUGGAAUGUAUCGGAAUGGACACAUGGCGUUCCGACGCAGAACAAUACUUUUUACGUCGGCACAACGACAAGUCAAAAUAAGAGCUCAUCAGCAAACAGCACAGAGAAUGCGGCUCGAUCACUCUGGCACUUUGCUCAGACUUGGUUCUCCGAGUUUCCAGAGUACAAGCCACAUGACGAUCGUGUUAGCAUCUGGACAGAGUCAUACGGCGGGCGUUAUGGUCCAGCUUUUACUGCGUUCUUCCAGGAGCAAAACGAGAAGAUCCAGAACGGUACUCUCUCGGCAGCUGCAGAAUCGCAUUACAUCCACUUGGAUACAUUGGGGAUUAUCAACGGGUGCAUCGAUCUUUUGAUCCAAGAGCCGACCUAUCCGAUGAUGGCGUAUAAUAACACCUAUGGGUUAGAAGCCAUCAACAAAACGCUGUACGACCAGGCCAUGCAUGCAUGGAGCCGCCCCGGCGGAUGUAAGGACCUUAUGGUUCAAUGCCGUGCCCUUGCAGCAGAAGGCGACCCACAGAUGCACGGCAAUAACGAGACGGUCAACAAGGCAUGCUCCGAAGCAGGUUCUUUCUGCAGCAGAAAUGUGGAGGGAGUCUAUCCUAAUUUCGCUGGCCGAGGAUACUAUGAUAUUACUCACAAAGAUCCCGAUCCAUUCCCACCUCCAUUUUAUUUGGGAUUCCUGAGUCAAAAUUGGGUCCAGGGUGCCCUGGGGGUCCCCAUCAACUUCACUGAAUCGAUUGACAGUGUAUACAAGGGAUUUUCGUCUACAGGUGACUACCCCCGCGCUGAUACUCAUGGUUAUCUCAAUGAUAUCGCCUACGUUCUAGACUCUGGGAUCAAAGUCGCGCUUGUCUACGGUGACCGGGACUAUGCCUGUAAUUGGAUCGGUGGUGAAGAUGUGAGCCUGGAUAUUGAAUACUCCAAGUCUUCUUCGUUCCGUGCAGCUGGAUAUUCACCUCUUCGUACCAACUCGUCGUAUAUCGGAGGUCAAGUUCGUCAACAUGGCAACUUCUCCUUUACCCGAGUAUAUCAGGCUGGUCAUGAAGUGCCAGCCUAUCAGCCACAAACAGCCUAUGAAAUCUUCUACCGUUCUUUGUUCAACCGAGAUCUAGCAACCGGCAAGAUCGAUACUGCUCGCAAUGAGUCCUACUCGACAACUGGCCCUCAAUCGACUUGGCAUAUUAAGAAUAAAGUGCCUGAGGACCCUGAUCCAGUGUGUUACAUUCUCUCACUAGAGUCUACCUGCACCGAAGACCAAAUCGCCAGCGUGCUUAAUAACACAGCAGUGAUUCAUGACUACAUUGUUAUAGAUGGAGCUACUAAGAAGGUUUAA
Penicillium malachiteum is the source of this 1845-nucleotide messenger RNA. RefSeq names its product putative carboxypeptidase S1 (gene cp1). The record is from RefSeq and is a predicted model, not a curated record. The transcript has 2 exons. Lineage: Eukaryota; Fungi; Ascomycota; Eurotiomycetes; Eurotiales; Aspergillaceae. Gene Ontology annotation, cellular component: fungal-type vacuole. Bases 1 to 1845 code for a protein of 614 amino acids. Gene Ontology annotation, molecular function: serine-type carboxypeptidase activity. Gene Ontology annotation, biological process: proteolysis.